This is a messenger RNA of Macroventuria anomochaeta, 2016 nucleotides long. Its product is annotated as heavy metal tolerance protein. Gene Ontology annotation, biological process: transmembrane transport. The record is from RefSeq and is a predicted model, not a curated record. Gene Ontology annotation, molecular function: ATP hydrolysis activity; ATP binding; ABC-type transporter activity. Gene Ontology annotation, cellular component: membrane. NCBI's taxonomy places the organism in Eukaryota, Fungi, Ascomycota, Dothideomycetes, Pleosporales, Didymellaceae. The transcript has 2 exons. The coding region runs from base 1 to 2016 and encodes 671 amino acids.
AUGGAGUUAGUCAAGCCCCCUAUGACUCAUCGUUUCACCGGUGGCGGAUAUGCCUGGCUGCCAAAAAUCUCACUGCAUAGCGCUUACCACAGAACAAAGAACAUAUUCUGGAGAUCGCCAGGAAAAGGCUCACAGGAUACUGAUCCUCUCCUUGAGGCAGCACUACCUUCAACUACCGAGGACGGCUACGUCAAGAUUAUCGACGACAAUAGCGACAGUGACAGCGAUGAGGAUCAAGAAGUAAAGGAUGCGCGCACCGAGCGGUUACGCGAGACUGGCUGGCUUGGCUAUCUGAAAGACUUCACAAUCUUCUUACCCUACGUGAUUCCUCACAGGGAUCUCAAAGUACAGCUAUGUUUACUCAUCUGCAUUGUCACUCUCAUUCUGGAACGAAUUUUACACGUCGCGAUUCCGUACACUCUUGGAGUCAUCGCCGACAAAGUUACAACCGGAGUUGCGCCAAUUCGAGAACUCCUUAUCUUCCUCGCACUCGAUGUCAUCAACGCCGAGUCGGGUCUGAUCUUUGUUCAGGAUCUGUCGAAGAUUCCCAUUAAGCAAUUUUCGUACAAGAGUCUCACCAAUGCUGCCUUCAACCAUGUCAUGGGUCAAUCAAUUGACUUCCACUCUACGCAAGAUUCAGCCGAGGUCAUGAAGGCAGUUGAGCAAGGCGGGGCCUUAGGCAACGUGCUCGAGUCAGUGGUCAUCGAUAUCGCUCCGACCCUGAUCGAUGUCAUCGUUGCUUGUGUGAUCUUCCACCAGAAGUUCAACUCUACGGUGGCGAUGGUGCUACUUGGUGCAUCCAUUGCAUACCUGGUCGCAGAGGUAUCCUCUACGCGACUCACAACUGACGACCGGAGGCAUUUGACAAAGGCGGAAAGAGCCGAAACUCGAAAAAUGCACCAAGCUAUCCAGGGAUGGCAGACUAUCACCUACUUCAACCAGUUCCAGCGCGAAGCCCAGACCCUCUCCAAUGCAGUCGCCAAGCAUAUGACGGCAGAAACACGCUUCGUGGCGCGGCAGGCACUCAUCAAGGCUCUGGUGGAGCUUGUGGUACCAACCACUUUUUUCGCGCUGGCCUAUCUUAUCCUCCAGCGCAUCGCUGCUGGGACCGCAUCGCCAGGAGACUUCGUUUUCUUUCUCACAUACUGGGACUCGAUUAUCUACCCACUCAAGUUCCUGACAAACCAUGUUCGAUGGCUGGUUAGUGAUUUCGUUGAUGCCGAGCGGCUUCUACUGCUUCUGAAGACCAAGCCGUCGAUUGUAGACGCACCUGAAGCUUAUCCGCUCACCGUGCGCGAGGGCGAAGUCCGAUUCGACCAGGUGUCUUUCAAGUACAAAGAAGGUCGCUACGCCCUCCAAAAUGUCUCCUUUACCGCCUCGCCCGGCCAGACCAUCGCGCUCGUGGGAGAGACUGGUGCUGGCAAGUCCUCAAUCUUGAAGCUACUCUUGCGCCUGCACGACCUCACAGCUGGCAGCAUAGUCAUUUCGAAACAAGACAUCCGGGACGUCACACUCAGUUCCCUUCGAGACGCCGUGAGCGUAGUACCGCAAACCCCCAUGUUCUUCAACACUUCGAUCAUGGAGAAUGUACGCUACGCGCGCAGCACAGCGACCGAUGAGGAUGUACACGAGGCAUGCCGUGCCGCUGCGAUCCAUGCUACAAUCAUGCGCUACCCAGAUGGAUACAACACACAAGUUGGUGAGCGCGGCGUCAAGCUUUCCGGUGGUGAGGCGCAAAGACUUGCCAUCGCGAGAGCGCUAUUGAAGGAUGCACCCAUUGUGUUAUUGGAUGAAGCGACUAGUGCUGUUGAUACAGUGACGGAAGGAAAGAUCAAAAGAGCAUUAGAGAAGCUGAGACAAGGGAGGAUUGUGAUUGUGAUUGCACAUCGAUUAAGCACCAUCGUAGAUGCCGAUCAGAUCUUGGUGCUACACGAGGGGAAGAUUGUGGAGAAGGGUAGACACGAGGAGUUAUGUGAAAGCAAAGGGAGGUAUUGGGAACUUUGGGAACAGUCUUAG